Bombina bombina (fire-bellied toad) is the source of this 6368-nucleotide messenger RNA. Its product is annotated as TBC1 domain family member 12. The transcript has 14 exons. Lineage: Eukaryota; Metazoa; Chordata; Amphibia; Anura; Bombinatoridae. The coding region runs from base 199 to 2331 and encodes 710 amino acids. The record is from RefSeq and is a predicted model, not a curated record.
GGCGUGACGUCAGACGGUCCUUUAGAAGGAUGGGACCUAGUCUCCACCGCACCCCGAUGUAUUUGCCGAUCCCUCGAUAGCUGCUCUCAGCUCCAGAGUGCUAUACCGACUGGCGGAUAGUGACCUUCUUGCGAGGGGGCUGGCCCCCCCUCUUUUUGUCCCCCUCCUGGCCGUACACUUUGGCAGGGACAGCAGCAAAUGGUUGGGCCGGAGGAUGCCGGUGGCCAGGGGACUCCUUCCUUCUACCGCUGUGGGGAGGACAGUGACUGUGUGACUGAGGGAGGCGAGGAAGCUGAGGAGGGGGACGGGGACGCGGGGGUGGAUCUGCUCCAUAUCUACAUUACUAGCCCGGCUAUGAGACUGACUAAUGGGGACCUGGGCUUCCUGCCUCAGGCCGGAGAUUCUGUGCACAGCCCGAUUCCCAAUGGUGGGUUAGUAGUGUCCGCUGACCCGGUCACUGAAAGAUGCAGCUGUCAGCGCGAGUGCUGCGGACUGGGGGACGAGCCGCUCCCGGCUGAGGCUUCCCCUGGUCAGUCAGACUUUCUGCGGGCAGACAAGCAGGACUCUCUGCGGACUUCUCCCGACCCACCAGGCCAUUUACUGUCACCCUCUAGUAACCCCGACUCUCUGCAGUCCCCCCCUAGCCAGCCCGACCCUCUGAGGACACCCGCUAGCACUUCCCCAGCCUCAAGCUCCAGCUCGUCCCCUGUCAGCGCGCACACAGUAUCUGGAUACUUUGUGUCUGGUGACUCGGACCGGUUCCGUUUCCCCAGCUCCCGCAAUACGUUCGAGGUUAGCCGCAGACAGAGCGCUCCGGAUCACCUGGCAGACGGGCUGAGCCUACCUGAUGGGAGCCCCGAGCCUUCAGAGCAGGACGGGGACAGACCCUGGAGGAUCACUGACUUCAUCACAAGGAACUUUUUUUCUAAAAGAUCAAAGGAACUCAAAACUCCAUCCCUGAGCGCGCCUGGCUGGAAGUUAUUUGGCAAAGUGCCUCCAAGAGAAAAUGUUCAAAAAGACUCUAAAAUCAUUCAGCAGGAUGACAGUUCUGGCAGUCUAUCUUCAGUCUCGACGCCAAAUCUAUUAAACACAGGGGAAUAUGAAGCUCGCACGGGAAGAACAUGCAAAGCUUCAGCUCAGUCCUCAAGACGUAAAAAAUUUGAGUUUGAACCACUUUCCACCACUGCUCUUAUUUUGGAGGACCGACCUGCGAAUCUUCCUGCUAAAUCUGUGCAUGAAACCUUGCGUCACAGACAGGAGUAUGAUGAAAUGGUUGCAGAGGCAAAGAAACGUGAGGUAAAAGAGGCACAGAGGAAAAAAAAACUAAUGAAGGAAAGAUUUAAACAAGAGGAAAACAUUGCAAAUGCUAUGGUGGUUUGGAAUAAUGAAAUUCUGCCUAACUGGGACGCUAUGCGAAAUACAAGAAAAGUCAGAGAUUUGUGGUGGCAAGGUUUACCUCCUAGCGUGCGAGGAAAAGUAUGGAGUUUAGCUAUAGGAAAUGAACUUAAUAUUACACCUGAACUUUAUGACAUCUUCCUGUCUAGAGCUAAGGAGCGGUGGAAAAGUUUCAGUGAAACAAGCUGCGAGAAUGAUACAGAAGAUGCAGGAGUGUCUGUUUCUGAUAGAGAAGCCAGCUUGGAGCUAAUUAAAUUGGACAUAUCCAGAACAUUCCCAUCACUGUACAUCUUCCAGAAGGGUGGACCCUAUCAUGAUCUGCUGCACAGUGUCUUAGGGGCAUAUACCUGCUACAGGCCUGAUGUUGGCUAUGUUCAAGGCAUGUCUUUCAUAGCAGCAGUACUUAUUCUGAACUUAGAAGAAGCAGAUGCAUUCAUAGCUUUUGCCAAUCUCCUAAACAAACCGUGCCAGCUGGCCUUCUUCCGGGUGGAUCACAGCAUGAUGCUGAAAUACUUUGCUGCCUUUGAAAUAUUCUUUGAAGAGAAUCUUCCCAAACUUUUUCUUCACUUUAAUUCGUACAGUCUUACACCAGACAUCUAUUUGAUAGACUGGAUCUUUACAUUAUACAGUAAAUCACUGCCACUUGAUUUUGCCUGCCGAGUAUGGGAUGUCUUCUGCAGGGAUGGAGAAGAGUUUUUAUUUAGAACAGCGCUGGGAAUCCUCCGGCUGUAUGAAGAUAUUCUCCUGCAGAUGGACUUUAUUCACAUAGCACAGUUUCUAACAAAACUGCCUGAAGACAUCACAUCAGAAAAGCUCUUCAGUUGCAUAGCUGCUAUUCAGAUGCAGAACAGCACUAAAAAGUGGACACAGGUCUUCACAUCUCUAAUGAAGGAUUGUAAAGAGGGCGAAAAGAAUAGUCCAGCCUCGAAAACAUAGGUUCAGAAUUUUUCCUUGUCAACUAUGUAAAACCACUUCAAUAAAGCAACGUGGUCAAUAUAUUCUGAUUAGAAAACCACUAUGGACAAGUACGAAUUGAGAAACCCCAAACAAUUGCACAUAAAUUUAAAAUAAAAAAAAAAAAACCUCCAGUGGAAUAUAUUCAACAAUUUUGUUUUUGGUCAGUAUUAAGAAAAAACAGACUUGGCUGCAUUCAGUUUCUACAGGACACUGAAUGUAUCAUUUUUUUGCAAAUAAUGGAUCUUAUUUAAUAUUAGAUUAUAUUUAAUGCAAUAAAAUUUGUAACAUAACUUUUACUUGGUACACUACAUUUUGAAGAAUAUGUUUUUAAAACUACAGAUGCACUUUUUCUUAAUUUUGUUUAAAAGUGCAAACACUUAUACAGGGUGGUGAAAAACUGCAUUCUGAACCAAACUGUUACAAUUGUAAUCUAGACACGUAAACAGUUUUAAAGGGACACUGAACCCAAAUUUCUUCUUUUGUGAUUCAGAUAGAGCAUGCAAUUUUAAGCCACUUUCUAAUUUACUCCUAUUAUCAAUUUUUCUUCAUUCUCUUGGUAUCUUUAUUUGAAAUGCAAGAAUGUAUGUUUAGAUGCCGGACCAUUUUUGGUGAACAACCUGGGUUGUCCUUGCUGAUUGGUGGAUAAAUUCAUCCACCAAUAAAAAAAGUGCUGUCCAGAGGUCUGGAACCAAAAAAGCUUAGAUGCCUUCUUUUUUAAAUAAAAAUUGCAAGAGAACGAAGAAAAAUUGAUAAUAGGAGUAAAUUAGAAAGUUGCUUAAAAUUGCAUGCUCUAUCUAAAUCACUAAAGAAAUAAAUUGGGUUCAGUGUCCCUUUAAGCUUGUAAGGACCAAAUAGACAGACAUGUUAUGGGUAAAUCUAGAAGAUUGUUCACAUCUUUGUUGAGAAAAACUGACGUUAAUUGCCCAUGGUCCAGCCCCAGCUGCUAAAAGGGUAAAAGUCAUUAGAGGGAAACAGUGAACAGGGUGUUCUAAGCACUUGUUACUGUGAAACACGACAAACCGUUAGUGCUAUUCUAUCUUUCUGUAGUUUGAGCUGCUACGCUUACAAGAGCAGACAUAAGUCGCGGUCAUCAUCUUUUUUUGUAGAUGAUUGAUAGAUUUCUUAACUCCUGGUAAAUGAAUGUGGUAUCUGGAUACCUGGGUUUAAUCUAACUUUUAUUAUUUGUUAAUAAAUCUUUGUUAAAGGGAUACUGUACUGUGAUAUUUUGUCCCCUUACUAUAUUCCCACUUCUUAUACCAGCUGCAGGGUUUUUAAUGUAUUAGAAAUUGCUAUUUUAGGUUGCCUUUGCACACUGAAACUACCACCCAUUGUUCUCAAGAACAUGCCUAUUAAAAUGGGCCUAGUCUGCAGGAAGAGCAGACCUCAUUAUCUUCUCUUAGGCACUAUACACAAAGCCAGUAUAUAGGGAUUUAAAUGUUCAUUUUAGUCGGUUGUUCCAUUGAGUUAAACCAGAUAUUUCAGUUGGAAAAUAAACCUAAAGGAUAAGUGUCAUACAUAUUGUGAGACAGGCUACUGAGCACACAGUAAGGGGAAUAGAAGAUUACAGUACAGUCUUUCUUUAAGCAAGAUAACUUGUACUGAUGGAUCUGAAUCUAAUGCCUGCUCUCCAAGUGGGUUUUUGUGUUUAGAAAAGGCUAGAGGGCAUUACAAAGCUACCAUUGUUAUAAACUAAACUAAAAUAGAUAGGUCUUGUUAAUUGCAGGAUUCAUGCAUCCACAUAUAUUGGGAAAUGUGUCAAAAGUUGCAAAAGGGCAUUAUGAUAUUAAGGCACCGGUUUAAAUAACUAUUACAUCAUUCCCUUUAAAUGCAGAGUAAUCAUAACAUUAAUUCCUGUUCUAAUUUAAAGGGACAGGAAACCCCAAAACGUUCUUUCAUGACUUGGAUAGAACAUACAAUUUUAAACAACUUACCAAUCUACUUCUACUAUCAAAUUUGCUUCAUUAUCUUGUUAUCCUUUGCUGAAGGAUCCGCAUUGCACUACUGGCAGCUAGCUGAACAUAUCUAGUUAGCCAAUCACAAGAGACAUAAUGUGAGCAGGCACCAAUCAUCAGCUAGCUCCCACUUGUGUAAGAUGUGCGUAUUUUCAACAAGGGAUACAAAGAGAACAAAGCACAUUUGAAAAUAGUGAUUGUAAAAGUUUCUUAAAAUAACAUACUCUUUCUGAAUCAUGCAAGUUUAAUUAUACUCUUUCCUAUCCCUUUAAUACAUGUCCUUUUUACGUUGCAUCAAAUUGCUCAGAUGCUCCGUUAACAGUGUUUAGCUUAGGGCUAACCAAAAAAAAUGCUGAUCGUGCGCGUACAGAAUUAGUUCAAGGGAGCAAAUCCCUUUACAGUGUACAGGUUAACUGAACUUAAAAACUGGUUCUGUAAUAGAUUUUUAAGCAGAGGUUCCAUUUAGGCGUAAAACCAGCUGUAGUUUUAGGCUUGUUAUCAUUUGCCAACAUUUUUGUGGCAUGUUUAAAAGCUGAAACGUACAAAUAAAUAACAAAAACGAAGCCACAGCAUUCCAUUACCGUCAUCAGAUGAUUAUGUUGUUACUUCCUGAUUGUUAUUCAACAGUAUUCAAUGACUGCUGCAUAACACUAGCAAAGCAACUGAUACUUGUUGUCCUUUAUGUUUUAAGUGCUCUAAAUUACAAAAGUGUAUUUUUAAUAUAUAUAUAUAUAUAUAUAUAUAUAUAUAUAUAUAUAUAUAUAUAUAUUUACUUUGUUUGUCUGCGUAAAUGAAAACCUGUCUAUAAAACUAAUAUUUGUUGUGCAAUACUGAAAUCGAAACAGGUUUUAUAGUCGCACCUUUUUUUCAAGGGUCUCUUCCGUUUGUUUUGCGUCAAAAACUGUUCCAGCAGCCUAGAUAACAUAUACAGAUGCAGUUUUUAUAGUAGAUUAUUACUAUGAUAAACUGAAUUGCGAUCUUAAAGUGAUGGCAAACUUUACAUGAUUUAAGCUCAGGUCGGAAAUCUAAGCAAUAUUUUAAAUGGACUUUAAUUGAUCACUUCUAAUCAAGAUGCGCUGUAACUUACUUUUUAAUCUAGCUGUGUCUAAUACCCUGCGCUACGGCCGCCCACUUCAGAAUUUUUUUUUUCUUGAGAGCCAACGGUUUGAAAUUGUUCUCCAAAUCGGUGCUCUAGCUACAAAAAAGUGUUGUACCUUAUCUAGAUCAUGGGUUUGAGAAUAGUUCAAACCGUUAGUUCACAAAAAAUAGUUUUGAAGUGGGCUGCCGGAGCACAGAUUAUUACAAUGGCACAGCUAGAUUAAAAAGUAAGUUAUAUCGCAUCUUUAUUAAAACUCAGUGAUCAGAGAGCGCCACCUAGUGUCUGGAUAUACGUAAAAAAAGAUCCUCAUAUUUGGAAUAGGUUACUACAACAUAUAUAUAAAAGUUUAUUUUUAUAUUUUAUUUAUUGCUAACCUAAAAUUUGUAUAGUGCUGUUUUUUUUAUUUUGCAAUUCUGCAUCUUUAUUAAAAGUGAUCAAUUAAAGUCCCUGUAAAAUAUUGUUUAAAUUCCGGAGCUUAUUUUACCAUCACUUUAACUCUGUGAUCGUCUAACUUUUUUGAUAAAUAAUCUACAAGUUGCUAAAAAUGUUUAGUUUUUUUCUAACUUGUUAAGCAAAUGGUUUUUGAUAUUACAUUGUGUUCAAUGGUUGUGGCUUUGUCAGUUUCUCCCUUUUUGUGUGUAGGACAAAGACGCAAACUUAAAACAGUGUAUUUUGUAUUGUGUUCAGCUAUAUGAACAGAUACUUAAUGUACAUUUUUAUAAUACUAACUAUAAAUUCAUGUUUCUGUUCCUAAACUUUUAAGUUCAGAGCUGAAAACUCAAAUGUUACAUAUAAUUUAUGUAUUUCUUUAAUGUCAUUCAAGGUAUUCCCAAUUUUGUGACUCUUGUACAGUUUUCUUACUUUUCAAGUAUGAACUUGUAUAUACAAAAUGUAAAUAGAAGGGACUUAACCUUCAUUUGAAACCACUAAAACAAUUCCCAUGUAAAUAAAACUUGGAAGCUAAA